Eruca vesicaria subsp. sativa (arugula) is the source of this 2705-nucleotide messenger RNA. NCBI's taxonomy places the organism in Eukaryota, Viridiplantae, Streptophyta, Magnoliopsida, Brassicales, Brassicaceae. The record is from the annotation of a GenBank genome assembly.
CUCGCGUUUCCCGGGAAGCUUCGUCCUCUUUCUCUCUCUCUAUAUCAUCUCUGUUCUCUAACUAUCUCUCAAUCUCUUGCUGUUGCUCUCACCCCUAGCAAUAUCCCAAUCACAACCUUCACGUUUUCAUAAUGAUCUAACAAAGUUUAUAAUUGCCUUUUAUUGCGUCUUACUUGUUCACUUUACUUGUCCCCCUUCUCCUUCUUUCUUUUUCAGAUGUAAGCAACGUUUCUCUCUGUUCUCACCUGCUUCAGAUUCCCUUUCUGUCUCUAUUUCUAGUUUUUUUUUCUUCUCUUAAUUCAUGUGCUUUGUGUUCUUUAUGGAAUCGAACUUCUCUGAAAUGGUCAACGGUUACGAGUAUUACGAUGUGAGUUUCUUACCAAACCAUGUUCCUGAUCUGGUGGGAUUCGGCGUUCCUUUGUCUAGCGAGUUUGAUCUCCGCUUGGAUCAUCAUCAUCAUCAGCAACCUUCUACUUGGGUUCCAGCUACACAACAAGAUCAAGAUCUUGAUCAUCUUCUUUAUCAUGAUCAAUACUCUCCUCCACCUACUGCUGAUGAGAUCGAUUCAGAAAACAACCUUUUGAAAUACGUAAACCAGCUCCUUAUGGAAGAAGAGACUCUCGCUGAGAGCCAGUCUAUGUCUUAUGAUUCAUUAAUGGCUCUAAGGAAAACCGAAGAGAUGUUGCAAAAAGUCAUCACCGAUUCAAAAGCUCAGUCUCCUUAUAUCACUCCUCCUGAUUCGAUUACUAGUAGUACUAGUAGCGGUAGUAGUACUGGUGAGUAUUUGAAUAGUAACCGGAUCGAGACAGAAGCUAUUUCUACUGAGAGAGAGGCUCUUGAUUCUAGGGUUAUGUUGUUUCAAGGACCAAACAUGUCGCGUGGAGAGCCAGCGAGUGAGAUUCUCGUCAGGAGUAUGUUUAGUGAUGCAGAUUCAGUUAACCAGUUCAAGAGAGGUGUAGAGGAAGCUAGCAAGUUUCUCCCCAACACCGAUCAAUGGAUCUUCAACCUAGACCAUGAAGUCGUCUCCGUGAAAGAUGAAAAGGGUUUGAGAGUUAGGAAGCAUCAUCGCGAGCGUGAAGAAGAAGAGGAAGCUAGAAGCUUUAAGCAGUCUGCAGUGAACGUGGACGAUGGUAUUAUAACAGAGAUGUUUGAUAAGGUUUUGCUUCUUGAUAACCAAAACGAACCACAGAUUAAAGAAGAAGAAGAAGAAGAAGCCGAUAACGUGUCAAGCAAGACAUCAUCUAACACCAAAGAAGGAGGACGUGGUAAGAAGAAGAGCAAAGCUGUUGAUUUCCGCACGCUUCUCACUCUAUGCGCACAAUCUAUCUCAUCAGGAGAUAAGCUCGCAGCCGAUGAAUUGCUAAAACAGAUAAAGAAGCAAUGCUCACCUCUGGGAGAUGCAUCACAAAGACUAGCUUACUUCUUCGCCAAGGCACUCGAGGCACGUCUACAAGGAAGCAGUGGAGGUAUGAUCCAGAGUUACUACGACUCUAUAACUUCAAAGAAACGAACAGCUGCGCAGAUUCUUAAAACAUACAAAACCUUCUUGUCUGCUUCUCCGUUCAUGACUUUGAUCUACUUCUUCUCCAACAAGAUGAUUCUUGACGCUUCCAGAGAUGUUCCAGUGCUUCAUAUAAUCGAUUUUGGGAUCCUUUACGGUUUCCAGUGGCCUAUGUUUAUACAGUACAUAUCCAAGAGAAAGGUCGGGCCGAGGAAGCUGAGGAUAACCGGUGUGGAGCUUCCUCAAAACGGGCAUCGUCCAACGGAGAAGAUAGAGGAUACAGGUCGGAGACUGAGAGAGUAUUGCAAACGGUUUGGUGUACCGUUUGAGUACAAUGCAAUAGCGUCAAAGAACUGGGAGACAAUCCGUAUAGAGGAGUUCAAGAUACGACCAAAUGAAGUUCUGGCUGUUAACUCAAUGUUACGGUUCAAGAACCUGCGAGAUGUGACUCCAGGAGAAGAGGAUUGUCCAAGGGACAGGUUCUUUAAACUGAUCAGAGACCUGAAACCUGAUGUUUUCCUCAGCUCGACUAUCAACGGGUCUUUCAACGCUCCGUUCUUCGCCACUCGGUUCAAAGAAGCUUUGUUUCAUUACUCGUCGCUCUUCGACAUGUUUGGUUCGACUCUGUCCAAGGAUAACCCGGAGAGGAUGCAUUUCGAAGGAGAGUUUUUCGGGAGAGAAGUGAUGAAUGUGAUUGCGUGUGAAGGAGUGGAUAGAGUGGAGAGACCUGAGACUUACAAGCAGUGGCAAGUGAGGAUGAUGAGGGCUGGGUUCAAGCAGAAGUAUGUGAAGCCAGAGCUUGUGGAGUUUUUUAGGGAAAAGAUGAAGAAGUGGGGUUACCAUAAAGACUUUGUGCUUGAUCAAGAUAGUAAUUGGUUCUUGCAAGGUUGGAAAGGUCGCAUCCUAUUCUCUUCUUCUUGUUGGGUCCCUUCUUAGCUUUGUGUCUUACAAUCAAAAUACUUUUCAUGUAAUAACAUUUUGUUUCUUUCUUUUACUUGGAUUUCUUUAACUUUGCUAUGUUACAUUCUAUGUAUUUAUGUUGAAAGCUAAAAGAGGUUAUUGACUAACCCUUUAGUACAGAGAUGGUGCCUUUCAAUGUUCAAGAAAUUGACUAGGAGCUUUAUAUAUGAUUAGCGAGCUCAUCUAGGUGUAAAUGAUAUAACUAGCAAGCUAAUUCUUUUGUCUAAGCAGUGAAACAUUCUCA